UUCGGGAACACUGGUCACACGUUCCGAUGGGGUGGAGUGAGUCCUGGGUAACCCUUUUUCUCAUUGGUUACUGUCGGAAAUGAAAUAAUCAGGUGGCCGAUCCCUCGCUUUGUGUGCGUGCUCCCCGCCCGGGACACGCGCCUCUCGGAGAGCGAUAGAUCUUUCGAAAAGUGGUCGAUUGCACUCAAGAAGUGGUGCACGUCCAAGAGCCCCGCGAAGGACGUGAAGAACCCCAACCAGAAGACCAGCAUCCUCGGCUUGAAGAAGCCCCUGCUUACAAGGCUCGUGACGCGAGAACUCCGCCUAUUCUUCCUCUGUGGCCAAGACAAGAGCCUGGCCGAGUGUGGGCCCGAUGGGCAAGGGUACAAGUAGGGUGAAGGAGUUUUUAGAUUGGGUGGGGAAAGUGGCACCGGCCGCGAAGAUUGGACUGACCCUCGCUUCAAUCGCGUUGAAGGUGUGCACCGGUCUGGCAGUGUCUGCCGACACAUUCGAGGCGGCGUUCGGGACAUCAGAGGACUUGUCCGCGUUCGUACAGGACGCACUGUCCGCGGGCAUCGAGGGGAUGACGAGCAAGGCCGGCAACAGGCUUGAAAGGCUUCAAAACAGUGGACCGUCGGAACGGCUACCCCACGCUGGUGUGCGCGGUGACGGAGCGCAAAAGCCUACCCCUUUGGAAGGGUUUGACUACGACAAGCUUAAGGAGGUGGUCAAGAGCUUCGAGGUGGACAGGACGCAGGGAGAUGGUACUCGUUACCCCAGCUUCGACACCACCAUGAAAAUCGUGGACAGGCACGGAGGUGGCGUGGAGUGGGCAUGGGUCAGGAACGGACACAUCGACAAGUUCGCUGGUGAAAGCUAGCGUCGAGUUGGCGCCACGGUACCUGAAGGUUCGCCAAGUAGGAACAUGCUUCAACCUUCGAGCAUGUCGCGCCGUUUCGUGGGGCUUGGCCAGGACAGCGUAUCGAUGCGUUUGUUGGGAGAAUGGUGGUAUCGUUUUGUGGAGGUGAACUCCUGGUGCGAGCGUGGGGCUAUAAAUUUGUUGUGGUUCCCUGCCCUGAGAUGGUGUCCUCCGGACCACGUGUUUGCUACAGUACGUAUGUAUUUUUUUGGGUAGGGCCGUUUCAACCUGUAGUUUUUUUUCGAAAGGAGACCAUUCGCAAUCCGUGCGGGUUUGAAGAGAGUCCGGUACCAGGUGUUGUUAACGGUCAAGUACGUGAUGCGCCGGAAUCACGCAAAAAAAUGGCUGUUUUUUUCGCACCCCUCGGUAAACACAGUGUACCGAGCUACUGAUCAAGGAUUGGGAAGCAUCUGGUAGUAGUUGUCGAGAGAGAGGGUAACAAAAGGAUCCUUGUGCGCUCCCCGUCAGCAUCGCUACGUUCUUGGAGCACGCCAUGUCUUACUACUUUUUGAUUUACCGCUAUAUGAGAGGCAGUAUUCAGCAGCAGCUCGAUUCUAGAAACGUGUAGCUAACCGCCAGCAUUUGUUGAGCACCACCUCCAAAGCGAACGGGCCAGUCAGUAGUGGACUAAUGGAGGCGUGGCAGAGAAGAAGCAUUUCGUCAGCAGGUAGGACGCCUACAACAUGGUGGGGUUGGGGUGCUUGUUGUAUUGCCAGCAGCG
This is a messenger RNA of Ectocarpus sp. CCAP 1310/34, 1619 nucleotides long. Lineage: Eukaryota; Phaeophyceae; Ectocarpales; Ectocarpaceae. The record is from the annotation of a GenBank genome assembly.